CACCUCCUCCGCCUGGGGGGCGGCCCCGCACUGUCAUUCCCGAGAGUGGGCGGGGCUUGGGCGGAUGCAUAAAGCCUCGGAGCCCUGGCCGCCUGCACUGUCGCUGCACGGGGACCGGGCGUCCAGCUUCACUGGCCUGCACUCUUCCUGUGAAGCACAAGGUGUGACAGGAGACAACGAAGAUGAUUCCUCCUCUAUCAGAAGUCAAUGGACCUAAUCCUGCUGCUGUGGACUCCAACCAUCUCCUCCCCAAUGGAGAUGCCCACAUGGCAGAGAAAAGUCAGGCACUGGGGUCCGGGAGCCUCCUCUGCAGGCAGUACGAGGAGAAGGUGCGGCCCUGCAUCGACCUCAUCGACGCCCUGCGGGCCCUGGGCGUGGAGCAGGAUUUGCCCCUGCCCGCCAUCGCCGUCAUCGGGGACCAGAGCUCGGGCAAGAGCUCGGUGCUGGAAGCCCUGUCGGGAGUGGGGCUCCCCAGGGGCAGUGGGAUCGUCACCAGGUGCCCUCUGGUGCUGAGGAUGAAGAAGCUGGGGCCGGAGGAGGCGUGGCAGGGCAAGGUCAGCUACCUGGACGUGGAGGUGGAGCUCGCGGAGGCCGCGCAGGUGGAGGGCGAGGUCAACAAAGCCCAGAACAUCAUCGCCGGCUCGGGGGUUGGAAUCAGCGAUGAGCUCAUCAGCCUGGAGGUCAGCUCCCCCGGCGUCCCGGACCUGACUCUCAUUGACCUUCCCGGCAUCACCAGGGUGGCCGUGGGCGACCAGCCUGCUGACAUCGGGCGCCAGAUCAAGCGACUCAUCAGGAAGUACAUCCAAAAGCAGGAGACCAUCAACCUGGUGGUGGUCCCCAGCAACGUGGACAUCGCCACCACGGAGGCGCUGAGCAUGGCACAGGAAGAGGACCCAGAUGGAGACAGGACCAUAGGAAUCCUGACGAAGCCCGACCUGGUGGACAAGGGCACUGAAGACCAGGUGGUGGACGUGGUGCGGAACCUGGUGUGCCACCUGAAGAAGGGCUACAUGAUCGUCAGGUGCCGCGGCCAGCAGGACAUCCAGACUCGGCUCAGCCUGGCCGAGGCCUUGCAGAAGGAGAAGGCCUUCUUCGAGGACCACCCUCAGUUCAGGGUUCUGCUGGAAGAAGGAAAGGCCACCAUUCCCUGCCUGGCGGAGAGACUGACCUCUGAGCUCAUCGAACACAUCUGUAAAUCCCUGCCCCUGCUGGAAAACCAGAUAAAGGACAGUAUCCAGAAGGUGACCGAGGAGCUGAAAGCCUUUGGCAUGGACGUCCCAGAGGAGGAGAGCGAGAGGAUGUUCUUCCUGAUAGACAAAAUUAAUGCAUUCAAUCAGGAUAUCAAUGCUGUAGUACAAGCAGAGGAAGUUGUAGGGCCAGAAGAUAUCCGGCUGUUUACCAGGCUCCGAAAGGUGUUCCACAAAUGGAGUACCUUGAUUGAAGAGAAUUUCAAAAAAGGUUAUGGGACUCUGCACAGAGAAAUCAGGAAGUUUGAAAAUCAGUACCGUGGCCGAGAGCUGCCGGGGUUCGUGAACUACAGGACGUUUGAGACGAUCAUAAAGGAGCAGCUGAAAUCCCUGGAGGAGCCGGCUGUGGACAUGCUGCACACGGUGACGGAUAUGGUCCGACUCGCCUUCAUAAAUGUCUCCGAAAAGAACUUUGCUGAAUUCUUUAACCUGCACAAAACCGCCAAGUCCCAGAUUGAGGACAUCAAGGCGGAACAAGAGAAGGAGGCGGAGAGGUCGAUCCGGCUGCACUUCCAGAUGGAGCAGAUCGUGUACUGCCAGGACCAGGUCUACCGGGGGACACUGCAGAGCGUCAGGGAGCAGGAGGCGCAGGAGGAGAAGAGCAAGAAGUCAGGCCCCAGGUCGCUGGGCUCCGACGAGGACUCGUCCAUGGCUGAAAUCUUCCAGCACCUCAGCGCCUACAGCAAGGAGGCUCACAACCGCAUCUCCAGCCUGGUCCCCUUGAUCAUCCAGUUCUUCGUCCUGAGGACGUUCGGCCAGCGGCUGCAGAAGGCCAUGCUGCUGCUCCUGCAGGACAAGGAGGCCUGCGGCUGGCUGCUGAAGGAGCGCAGCACCACCAGCGACCAGAGGCGCUUCCUCAAGGAGCGGCUCUCGCGCCUGAGCCAGGCCCGGCGCCAGCUGGCCAAGUUCCCUGGCUAACCGGCCGCGCCCACCCUGAGCUGGGCACCGGGGUGGCCCGGCCGUUCCUGGUGGCUCCCUGACAACAUUCUGAGGCAGGGGGAUCGCUGAGCCAGGCUGCCCAGGCCAGGGCUCUGCUGGCCCCGGGAGAGGGUCAGGCGCCCUGGAGUCUGUGUUCCCAGGGUCAGGAGCCCCUCAGCUCAGGCCGGGAGGGCCCAGCGCCCUGCCAGCUGCCUUCCUGGUCGUACCGUCCUGUGGAGCCCGUGCUGCCGCGGGCGGGGAGGCUGCUGGGGUGUCCACCUGUCCCUAAUAAACUCUGCUGC
Molecule: messenger RNA, 2467 nt
Organism: Sciurus carolinensis (gray squirrel)
Lineage: Eukaryota; Metazoa; Chordata; Mammalia; Rodentia; Sciuridae
Product: interferon-induced GTP-binding protein Mx1-like
Exons: 14
Coding region: 183-2165 (660 amino acids)
Biological process (GO): defense response to virus
Cellular component (GO): cytoplasm; membrane; microtubule
Molecular function (GO): microtubule binding; GTPase activity; GTP binding
Source: RefSeq, a predicted model, not a curated record